Molecule: messenger RNA, 992 nt
Organism: Syzygium oleosum
Lineage: Eukaryota; Viridiplantae; Streptophyta; Magnoliopsida; Myrtales; Myrtaceae
Product: protein TIFY 9-like
Exons: 6
Coding region: 35-628 (197 amino acids)
Biological process (GO): regulation of defense response; regulation of jasmonic acid mediated signaling pathway; response to wounding
Cellular component (GO): nucleus
Source: RefSeq, a predicted model, not a curated record
GCGACCCGUCGGGAAGAAGGAGAAGGAGGAGGAGAUGAUGUCCAGGGACGCCGUCGAGCUCGACUUCCUCGGCGUGGCGGAGAAGGAGAUCGGCUCCUCCCCCGCCGUCUCAGCCGCCGCCGCCGCCGGGCCUCGGCCCCAGCAGCGCCGGCCUCUCGACCGCCUCUCGAGCUUCCGAGGCAUGCAGAGCGCCAUCUCGAGGAUCCACCCCGAGCUCCUCCGGUCGGUGAUCGCCGCCUCCUCCGGCGCGGCGGGUCGGUCGGUGCCUUCGACCCCGAAGGCGGACCAGAAUGCAGCUGCUGCGUUGCCUGUUUAUGCCCCUCUUGUCAGGCCGAGCUUGGAGACCCACGGAGAAGUGGCUCCGCUGACGAUCUUCUACGGCGGCACCGUCGCCGUCUUCGACCUCCCUCCCAACAAGGUGGAGAACAUCCUGAAACUUGCGGUCCAAGGAAUCCCCAAAUCCACCGGACCGGAGAGCCCGGAGUCCGCGGCGACCCCGACCGGCCAAGAGCAGCUGCUCGGCAACGGAGAUUUCCCGAUCAGGGGGAGAAGGUCGCUGGAGAGAUUUUUCGAGAAACGUAAAGAGAGGUUGACUACUUCGGCGUCCCCCUACACCCGCGGCAAGUGAAAGCGCGUCGCCUCGAGGAAGGAGCCGAGGCGAGCCAUCGGUCUUUCCCGCACGUGGAAAAAAUGCCAAGGAAGGAAGGAGUCUAAGAAGCAUACAGUCGUCCUACGGCGUCGUCGCCCUUAGGAGUUAGGUGGACUAUUCUUAUUUUUUUUUGUCUUUGUUUCUUUUUUGCUCCUUCCCUUUCGUCGGAGGAGUUAAUGAAGUGGGCUACGGCGUAUGAUCGUAGUUUGCCUUUUUGGCCGGCGGCUGAUUGGGCCCGCCGGCGGCUACCGCACGUGUUGAUUCGCAGGAUCUGGGAAGUAGAUGUAUGUAGUAUUCGCCUCGUCCUUUGCUGUCUAUAUACUUCUUCGGUGGAUUUCGUCAA